Messenger RNA from Penicillium expansum, 1632 nucleotides. Its product is annotated as AMP-binding enzyme domain protein. The coding region runs from base 1 to 1632 and encodes 543 amino acids. The transcript has 2 exons. The record is from RefSeq and is a predicted model, not a curated record. NCBI's taxonomy places the organism in Eukaryota, Fungi, Ascomycota, Eurotiomycetes, Eurotiales, Aspergillaceae. Gene Ontology annotation, biological process: secondary metabolic process. Gene Ontology annotation, molecular function: CoA-ligase activity.
AUGAUCUUUGAUUCAUUACUACCUCUUCCAUCCUUGCCUCAGGCAGAUGUCUUUUCUUACAUCUUUCGCCAUGGACGGCGAGAUUAUCCCAAAGACCGUGUUCUAUAUCAAGUGGACGGGACUGAGGAGACGUUGACAUUGGGCCAAUUGGAGCAGCGAAGUCUGCAACUGGCUCGCAUCUUGAAAGCCCAAUAUCAAAUCCAACCUCAGGAGGUGGUGGCGAUCUUUUCCCAUGAUCUAAUCCAAUAUCCCAUCGCAUACUUUGGUUGUGUCGCUGCGGGAGCCACAGUGGCCCUGAUUCCAGUUCAGAAACAGCAAAAUGAGACGGACAUUGUCUCGCAUCUCAAACUGGUCAACGCGAAGCUGAUUCUGACCGAUCAAAAGCUGCUUUCCCUAACAAACAAAGCAUUGAGUCAAUAUCGCGAGAUUCCCGUGCUCACUUUGGAUCGCGGCUCUGCCUCAAUCCCGAAUCUGGAAGAGAUGCUGGCGGAAUCGAGAUGCCGCGAUGAUAACCACUUCAUCCCGGUUUUUGAAUUGACUACCAAUGCCCAGGCCGAAGAGUACACGGGCUUUAUCAAUCGCACCAGUGGUUCGACCGGCAGUAUGAAGUCCGUUCUGGUCAGCCAUGCCCAUUUCAUUGCAACGAUGGAAGCCACUCGUCUCACGGUUCCAUCCACCACCAACCCGGACGAAGAUGUUUGGAUAUCCCCCCUAUCGCUGGGCUUCUUCAUCAACGCCAAAUUGCAUAUGGGCCUCAACAUCCUACUGGGAAUUCCUGUAGUGUUGAUGCGCGAGUCUCUCGAAUCAUCCAAUAUCGAUGUUAUCCCCCGUCACGGGAUCACGUUUCUCUUUGUUGCACCUCCAUUGGCUGCGAAGCUUGCGUCUGAUCGUAGUGACACAGACCUGAGCAGCAUGAAAUGGAUUCUGAGUGCUGGCAGCCCCAUCAGCGAAGGUGUUCGCGAUGCCCUGUCCUGCCGCUUCGACGGACUGCCAUUGACGAUGGAAUGGGCCUCGGCAGAAACUAUGCUCCUCACCAUUCAGACUGAAGACGAAUCUUCCCGUCGGCCCGGAUCGAGUGGAACUCUGGUCAAUGGCGUGCAGGCCAAGGUCAUCGAUACGGAAACCGGCGCUCCUUGUGGGGUGCGGGAGUCGGGAGAACUCUACGUGCGCAAUCGGUUGGCACGAUUCAGAGGGUACAAGGAUAACGAGGUUGCAAAUCGUGCUUUCACCUCGGAUGGAUGGUUCCAGACCGGCGAUUACGGGUAUAUAGAUGAAGACAGCAAUGUGUACAUUGUCGACCGCCUCAAGGAGCUGAUCAAGGUCGGUGAGGGCUACGGAUCGCAUGUUUCAGCCGCCGAGCUGGAAGGGAUCAUCUUCGGCCACCCUGCUGUGGGCAGUGUUGUUGUGGUGGGAUGCCGGGAUGAAGCCGCUCAGCUGGACCGACCAACUGCAUUUGUUGUUUUAAAGCCGGAAUUCCGCGAGAAACCGGAACAGGCAAAGGAGGAUAUCGAGCGAUAUGCGGGCGAGGGACUGACGGGCUUGCAAUGUCUGUCCGGAGGCGUCCGUUGUAUUGAUCAGAUUCCGGUGACUGGAUUCAAGAUCAACCGGAGAGCCUUGAGGAGCAUGGCCUAG